AUGAACGUCAUCACUCAUUCCCUACUCACCUUCUUUGCUGCGUGCCGUCCCCGCUUCCCGCUAUACCUCCCCCCCCUCACUUCGUUCCUACCUUUUUUCCUGCCAUGUUUCCAACCCGCACACGCCAGCACACCCACACGCCAGCACACCCACACGCCAGCACACCCACACGCCAGCACACCCACACGCCAGCACGCCCACACGCCAGCACACCCACACGCCAGCACACCCACACGCCAGCACACCCACACGCCAGCACACCCACACGCCAGCACACCAGCGACGAAAGCAGCUAUGCCCUUCCUCUCCAUUUUCUCUUCUGCUCCCUUCCUCGCAGCAUACACACUUCACAAUGCUGCUCCUGCUGCUCCUCUUGUCGCUGCUGCUCUCCCUCAUUGCCUGCUGGGCGAUAGGGGUCAAACAUUGCCAGCCACCUAUUCACACACCCCCUUCCUCUCCCCCCCCCUCCUUCACUUUCGCACAUCACAGCGCUCACACCUGCGCCUGCUGCCCUCCUCGCUGCACAUGUUGCUCUGCUGCAUUGACUGCAGGGCGCAUGCGCACUUCACAGUGCUGCGCCUGCUGCUCUCCUCACUGGACGUGCUGCUGUGCUGCAUUGACGAUUGGGUUCUCAAGGGGAACCGCCUCCCAGCGCUGACACACGAGUUUUUUCUUAAAGACAACCUUAAACCCUUGCCAGUCCCCGCCAGCACCAUGCCUUCCCCUCGCACCACUACAGCGACUGCCCCAGCUACAGCCACCACCACCACUAUCCCCACUGCCCCCACUGCCACCGUUGCCACCGCUACCACCACUAAUGCUACUGCCACUGCCCCCACUGCCCCGAUCAGUGCCGAAAUGGGAUGUCUCAGCAUACCCACCGCCCCCGGCACUGCCCCUGCCGCCCCCCUCCACCCGCACUGGCCGGCGUUUCUCGUCCCGGUGCUGGCAGACAUACAGGCCGCGGAGCAGGGCGUGCUGUUCCUCAAGCACAUGCAGGCGCGGGGGAGGAAGCAGGGCGCAGAGCAGGGGAUUGGAAGGAAGAUUUUUGAGUCAACUGAAAAGCCGGUGCUGGAAGACAUUCAGGCCGCGGAGCAGGGCGUGCUGUUCCUGAAGCACAUGCAGGCGCGGGGGAGGAAGCAGGGCGCAGAGAAGGGGAUUGGAAGGAAGAUUUUUGAGUCAACUGAAAAGCCGGUGCUGGAAGACAUACAGGCCGCGGAGCAGGGCGUGCUGUUCCUGAAGCACAUGCAGGCGCGGGGGAGGAAGCAGGGCGCAGAGCAGGGGAUUGGAAGGAAGAUUUUUGAGUCAACUGAAAAGCCGGUGCUGGAAGACAUACAGGCCGCGGAGCAGGGCGUGCUGUUCCUGAAGCACAUGCAGGCACGGGGGAGGAGGCAGGGCGCAGAGCAGGGGAUUGGAGGAGGUGGGAGCGGAGGGAAGGUGAGCGGGGGAUUGGGGAGCAUGGGGAAGGAGAGCAGGGGAGGGUGGAGCACGGGCGUGGGGAGCAGAAGUGGGGGGAGCGUGAGGAAGGGAACAAGGAGAGGGAGCAGCAGGGCUGAGGCGGGGCAGCAGCAGCAGCAGCAGCAGCAGCAGCAGCAGCAGCAGCAGCGAGUGGGUGAUGAGGGUGCGGGUACUGCCUCCGCCUCCACGUGCCUUGACUCGCCAGCAGCCAAGAGGCUCAUUUCCGCGCACCUGUACCGCGCCCUCUACACACACCUGCAACCCACAUCGCUGUCAGCUGCGUCUGAGUCAGGAUCAGAAGAGGAAUGCUCGGUGGGGGAAGGGUACUUGGAGCAAGGCUAUUUGAUGGCGGAGGAGGGAGAAGCGAGAUGUCGGGAUGAGGUGCAUGGCAGCGGAGUGGCAAGAGGAUACGGAGGAGCAGCAGAUGGUGGGGCAGCCGGAUGGGGAGGAGAGGGGUGCAACGGGGCAGGAGGGUACGAGGCGUCGUACUGGCUGUGGAGGGGCGGUGUGGAUGACUCUGCGGACUGGAUGGAAAUGGGGUGUGAAGGGGUGCAAGGCGUGGUGAGAGGGGUGGCAAGGGGGGGUGAGGUGAGUGGGGCUAGGGGUGGUGAGAGGAAUGGCAAGGGGUGGAGAGGGAAGCAAGGGGUGGAGAGGAAUGGCAAGGGGUGGAGAGGGAAGCAAGGGGUGGAGAGGAAUGGCAAGGGGUGGAGAGGGAAGCAAGGGGUGGAGAGGAAUGGCAAGGGGUGGAGAGGGAAGCAAGGGGUGGAGAGGGAAGCAAGGGGUGGUGCACCGAUUUUGGAGGAACAAGUGAGGCUGGGACGAGUGAUAGCGAGGGAGGGGGGAGAGGAGGAGGAGGAGGAGGAGGAGGGGGAGGAGGAGGAGGGGGAGGAGGAGGAGCGGGAGGAGGAGGAGGAAGAGGAGGAGGAGGAGGAGGAGGAGGAGGAGGAAAGUUGGGAGGAGGAAAGUUGGGAGGAGGAGCAGCAGCAGCAGGAGCAGCAGGAUGAGGAGGAGGAGGAGGCGGAAUGGGAGGAAGGGAGCAAGGCAGUGACGGCGCACGAGGCUCAGCUCCGCCUCAUGCUCUGGCUGCAGUCAGCUUGCGAAGCUUCUCCAGAGUCUGGUGCUGGUGGCGGUGGUGGUGGUGGUGGUGGGGCAGAGGCAGCGGAGAGGGUUCUGGAUGAUCCUACUCGCCUGCUGCAGCAGUGGAUACAUCCUCCCAUUCAAGCGUGGGCCGCACUGGUGGCAGCAGACACGGUGCGAUGCCUCAAGACGCACUGUGGCAUCAUGGGGACUCUUGAGGCUCUGAGGGACGUUUUCUUUAUCGGUGGAGUCUCAGUGGCGCCUGUGUUCCUGGGGGAGCUAUGGAAGCAGAUGCGCAGCAACGUGCUGCUGCCGGCACACAGCACCGAAUCCCUGCAGCAACUCAUGGACGGUUUCCUCGCUACAGCUGCACAUGGCGACACCUCUCCUCCGCCCUUCACUGCAAUCACUGUCACACUCCGCAGCAAAGCCUAUGACUCCCCCACUCUCACAACCUCACACUCUCCCCUCCACGCACCCUCUCCCUCCACCACCCCACCCACUGAUCUACUGCCAACUGCCACACCAUUGAAUCCUUCACUUCCUUAUGCCACUUUCACUGCCACUCCUUCUGCCGCUCCUUCUGCCUAUGCCAAGCCGUUCGGCUCCCAGCCUACUAGCAAGGCCGAACCUGCAACUCCCGCCAGGUUCACUGCCCAUGCCGGACCUAUACCCUUUGCCGUGCCUCCAGCCUCGGUGUCAUCCAAACCUUUCACCGGACCUACUGGGUCAUCCUUGCUUGCGGGACCUACUGCUCGUGCCGGGGCUGGUGGCGCAUCAGGUGCCAAAGCCUCAACGCCCAUGCCCAGACCUGGAGGUUCGGGGAGCGGAGGUGGUUCGGCGAUGCAGGUUCGGGUGACAGCAAUGAUGGAGCUGCUGGAAAGGAUCCACAUGAAGCCUGAGCUGGAGUGGCCUCUAGACUUCCUCACGCACCCUGCAGCAUGUGCCAAGUACAACCAGCUCUUCUCGUUCUUCUCCAAGCUCUCUCUCGCCAAAACGGCUCUCACCGCCACCAAAUCACGCAUGCUGCAGGAGCGGCAGUGCUUCGGUGAUAUGCCCAUGGCGGCACAGAGGGAGCUGCUGAUGGUGCAGCACAUGCAGCACGCCCUGCACGCCAUCCACUCGUACCUCAUGGCCAAUGCGGUGACAGCAGCAUGGCAUGAGCUGCAGACGGCUAUGGGCAGAGCAGCAUCCGUGGCAGUGACAGCAGCAUGGCACGAACUGCAGGUGGCCAUGGGCAGAGCAGCAUCCGGGGCAGAAGCGGUGACAGCAGCAUGGCACGAGCUGCGGGCGGCCAUGGGCGGAGCAGCAUCCGUGGCAGCAGUGGUGCAAGCACACCACCGCUACCUUCACUCCAUCCUUGAGGGAUGCUUCCUCGUUAAUUCCACCAACAUGGGCAAGGCCAUCACGGGUCUGAUAGUUUCUCUGUCCAGCAAGACCCUUCUCUUCUGCGCGCUCUACCACUCCCGCCGCUCACUGCAGCGCCCACACUCCAUGUUAUCGCCCACUGCAUCCGCCACCACUUCUGCCACCAUGCCUAGUGCUAGCAGCAGCACUCCAAUGCGCACACACACCAGUAGCAGCAGCAUUCCCGCAUACACACCCACUGCCAGUGGCAGCAGGGGGGGUGGCAGGGCGGCAGCGGAGGAGGCGGCAAUCAAUGCGGAGAUUCAGCAGCUGGGAGAAUUUUUCCAUGCUGACGUGUCGGCCAUCCUGCAGGUGGCUCGCAACCAAGCAGAGAAGCUGCCGUCGAGCAUUCGGGACCUUCUGCAGCAGCUGAAUUACAACCGCUUCUACGGAUGA
Molecule: messenger RNA, 4338 nt
Organism: Closterium sp. Naga37s-1
Lineage: Eukaryota; Viridiplantae; Streptophyta; Zygnematophyceae; Desmidiales; Closteriaceae
Source: the annotation of a GenBank genome assembly